Molecule: messenger RNA, 2920 nt
Organism: Felis catus (domestic cat)
Lineage: Eukaryota; Metazoa; Chordata; Mammalia; Carnivora; Felidae
Gene: BTG2
Product: BTG anti-proliferation factor 2
Exons: 2
Coding region: 136-624 (162 amino acids)
Biological process (GO): negative regulation of cell population proliferation; negative regulation of mitotic cell cycle
Cellular component (GO): cytoplasm; nucleus
Source: RefSeq, a predicted model, not a curated record
GUCCCGGGUAAAGUCCCCGCAGAGCCCGAGCAGCGGCCGAGCGCCCAGAGGAAGCUUGAGAAGCGGCACGUCCCACCGGACACUUCCCUCUCGCUGCUCCCCGCCGCUGCCACCGCCUCCUGAGCCGAGCAAGACAUGAGCCAGGCCCGCUGGACCGGGAAGAGAACAGACAUGCUUCCGGAGAUCGCCGCCGCCGUGGGCUUCCUCUCCAGCCUCCUGAGGACCCGGGGCUGCGUGAGCGAGCAGAGACUAAAGGUUUUCAGCGGCGCUCUCCAGGAGGCACUAACAGAGCACUACAAACACCACUGGUUUCCUGAGAAGCCGUCCAAGGGCUCCGGCUACCGCUGCAUCCGAAUCAACCACAAGAUGGACCCCAUCAUCAGCAAGGUGGCCAGCCAGAUCGGACUCAGCCAGCCCCAGCUGCACCAGCUGCUGCCCAGUGAGCUGACCCUGUGGGUGGACCCCUACGAGGUGUCCUACCGCAUUGGGGAGGAUGGCUCCAUCUGCGUCCUGUACGAGGAGGCCCCGGUGGCAGCCUCCUAUGGGCUCCUCACCUGCAAGAACCAAAUGAUGCUGGGCCGGAGCAGCCCCUCGAAGAACUACGUGAUGGCGGUCUCCAGUUAGAUCCCCCGCCAGCCCCACUAGGCACUCUACUGUACUCAUUCUGUCGUGACAACAGGCCGCUGCAUACCUCAACCUGGGGAACUGUAUUUUAAAUGAAGAGCUAUUUAUAUAUAUAUAUAUAUAUUAUUUUUUUUAAGAAAAGGGGAGAAAAAAAAAACCAAAAGAUUUUUUUUUUAAAGAAAAAUCCUUAAAGGGAGCUGCUUGGAAGUGGCCUCCCCAGGUGCCUUCGGAGAGAACUGUUGUGCGCUUGAGUCCGGGAACCAGCGUGUCUGCCUACGGGAGGGGGGAGUACGGAAGGGGGGGGGGGGCUCUGGCUUGAGGUGAGGUGGGAGAAGCUUGGCUGGCACCCCAAGAAGAUGGGGGAGGGAGCAAGCAAGGUUAGCAACUGUGAAAGAGAGGUCAGGAUCUGCCUUGCGGGGAGAAAGAGGGGCUGAGCUCAAACCUCUCCCUCUCCGGAACGGGACACCUGUAUCCCCUGGCCCCUCUCUUACUCAGGGGCAUUCAAGCCUAGACUUAAGUUAUACUAUGUUGCCUAAUCGUCUUUCAUGUUUCUGAUGAGAUCCAGGGCAGAGAGGGAAAAGUCCUCUCCUGAUUGCUUCUGCCCUAAGCAGCUUUUCUUGAAAUCAUGACUUGUUUCUGAUUCUAUGCUCAGGGGCCUGGUAGAUGUUGCUUCCCAGCCAGGAAACAAAAGCUUUUUGUUUUGUGGGGGUCGGGGGAGUAAGGCAGGAGUUAGAGGUGAUCGGGGUUGGGGCUGCAGGGAACUCUGCACGAAACCUUUGCUUUGCUGUGUGCUGCUCUGUGUGUGAGUAUACGUGGUGAUGAAGUUGGGGGUGACUUGCAAUGGAAUUUUGGGACCCAAAGAGUAUCCACUGGGGAUGUGUUUUUUUGUUUUGUUUUUGUUUGUUUUUUGGGGUUUUUUGGCCAAAACCCUUCUUUCUGGAAUCACAGGAACGUCCUGAUGCUGCUGCUGCCGCCACUAUCCCUUCAAGAGUUGGCUCAAAAGCUACAGGGAACUCUAGGUUCUUUACUACUGCCUUCUUUUUAAAAGCACAACACUCCUCCCUGACUCUCCCGUUCUUCUCCCCUUCUGGUUGGGUCAUGGAGCUACCCAGUUUUCCAGAACAAGAGCUCUCGACUCAUUGUGCAAUAUGGCCUCCUGGGUCCCAGGAGAGUCUGAAGGAGCCCCAGCUCUCAGAACCUCCUGGUGCCCUGGAGGGCUUCGGGAACUAUCCCUCCGUCCUCGGGACUCUGGCUGGCUGGUCGGCCUCGCAGGUAUUCCUUGGCUGAAUGGGAGAACUCCCCGAGUUCUGCAGGACUACUUGGUAUUCUUGUAGGGCUGACACUAAAAGCCAAAAUCCUGGGCAUUAUUUCCUCCUUGGUGCUCAGAGCACCUGUGGGGAAGUUGCUGUCUCUCAGUACAACCCAGAUUUGUCUGUAGACUUGUGCAAUAUUUACCGUGCUGGGUCGGAGCCAGUGGAAAUCUAUACUGGGAAGAAAUCGCCUUCCUUCGGUUUUUCAGUGACAUUAGUGAGGGGGUCCUCCGAAGGCUCUGAUUUUCCUAAUCUCAAAAUCACUUUAGAAGGACGUAGCUAGAGCGUCCAGUCUACCUGGCUACCCUCCUGUCCAGCCCACCAGGCUGUCGCCCCUUAGUGAGGAAACUUUCUUCCCUGCCCGAGGGUCCCCCACUCCACAACCAGUCCCCUUCCCUGAAUUUCUUAACCACUCACUUCUGAUUCAAAGGUGCUAAUUUACCAAACACUGUCCCUACCCAGUCCUGCCAGUCCUGCCUCCUUUUCAACUCUAGACUCCAAGCUGCCUUCCCAGACCCUGCUUCCAGCCUUUAUUGCUUUAAAGCUAACUUCAGACCCACAGACCCAAGAACUCAUUUUCUGGCCUGUGGGUUGAGACAAAGCUGUGAAUCACUGGACGUGGCAUUGUUGCAUCCUGUCUGCAAACAGAUCCCUGCCUUUUUAAAAAAGAAGCAGCCUCAUGGUCUCCUGCUUAAUCUUUCCUCUCUUCUCUCUCUCUCUCUCUUUCUUCUUCUUAUUUUUUUUUUUUUAAUGUUCACUUUAAAAAACAGCAAAACACCCAGAGCUGGACUGUUGAGCAGGCCUGUCUCUCCUAUUAAGUAAAAAGAAAUAAUAGUAGCACGUUGGUAAGCUGUUCUGACAGAAAAGACAAAGGUUACUAAUUGUAUAAUAGUGUUUUUAUAUGGAAGGAUGUACAGCUUUAUGGACAAAUGUACGCGCUUUUUUCUUUUUUUUUUGGUUACUUUAAUAAAAAUGUAGCAGAUGAA